AUGACUUUCUUCAACAUAUCAGCCCUUCGCGAAGCCAUCGAUCCUCCCGGCCUUGUUUUCGGUGAGAUGUUUUAAUUCAAAUUUCUGUUUCGCGCUGUUGUUUUUUGAUUCUUGCGAACACGGAAAGCUGAUCUAAUGCGCUUUUGAACUGCUUGAAAGGGGGAAAAUUCAAAGUUUUUUUUCGGGCAGCCAUCGUUCUUUAGUCUUGGGCAGACGUAAAAAGUGUUGUAUUUCAAAAAUUUCCCUGUCGAGAAAAAAAAACAAGAAGAUGUCAAUAUUAAUCUAGAUUUACAAAUAGAUGACGACAUUGAAAUAUUUUUUUCGGACUACGCAAUUUUACGCAAACAUUUGGGUUUAUUUUUGUUUCGAUUUCUAAUAAUUUGUUUCAGGAACGGAUGUUUUGCGGAAUGUAGAAAAUCUUCGUGUCCCCGUAUGCUCCAAGAGUUAUAUCCGAGGAGAGGUCUUGGAGAAUGAAUUUGUGAGUAAUUUUUUUAAAUUCUUUUGUAUUUUUUGGAUUGAUAGGAUUGACGGUGAGCAAGAGUUGUUGCAGAGAGUAGACUUUUCUAUGGUCUUGUCUUUCUAAAUCGAGGUCCAAGAGUAAUGCCUAAUUAUCUGUCGUCUUUUCAUUUCCAGGACCCAACCACCGUCGAAUGGCAGAAUGGAGCGACCUUUCCCGGCGCCGUUGGCCGUCCCUUCGACUGCACAGUGCAUUCCAUUGAAGAGAUCUCUGCCGAACCGGAGGUUCGAAAGCCAAAGUUCGAAAUUCAACUAGCCUUCGAUGCGAAUGAAUCAGCCACGAAAAACUUCGAAGCCGGCGACAGUUUUUACGUCAUUUGUCCCAACGCCGAAAUGGACGUCGAAUUUCUGCUGGCUCGACUGAAUCUGACCUCCAAAGCGAAUCUCCAAUAUAAAUUUACGGUUCAUGAAGACUCUGGCAAGACAGUGCCCUCAUACAUUCCGACAAUAUGCUCUAUCAGGCACAUCUUGACUUAUUGCUUGGAUAUCCGGCGUGUGCCGGGAAGGGUAAAUGACGAGUUUUGAACGCAUUGUUUUUAUAUCUGUAAGAAUUUAUUAUCAAUUUGUUUUCAGCCUGUAAUCCGAGCCUUAGCCGAAUACUGCUCAGAUCCAAAGGAAAGAAGAAGGCUGUUGGAAUUGUGUAGCGUGGAUGGUGUAAGGGAAUUUCAACAGCACGUUCAAUCGGUGAGCAGUUUAAGAUACAAUUAGUGAAUUCUUUUUUUCAAUUUUAGGCCUCAAUCAGUGUAAUAGACCUCCUGAUUCAUUUUGAAUCUUGUUCUCCACCGAUUGAACGACUAGUGGGUAAGGCGCGUCGUACUAGUCGCAUAUUGAUUUAUAUUAUGCGUGGUAUAAUCAAUGACGACUUUCAGAAAUUCUACCUCGUCUAUUACCUCGCGCUUACACAGUCGCCUCUUGGGAUCUCUAUGCAAAGAACCGCUUCCGAUUCGUGGUUUCGUUGAUGAAGACCACAAGAAUCAAGGCGCGGUCUUCUCCCAGGCGACUUGUGUAG
Messenger RNA from Bursaphelenchus xylophilus (pine wood nematode), 1525 nucleotides. NCBI's taxonomy places the organism in Eukaryota, Metazoa, Nematoda, Chromadorea, Rhabditida, Aphelenchoididae. The record is from the annotation of a GenBank genome assembly.